Parathielavia appendiculata is the source of this 604-nucleotide messenger RNA. RefSeq lists its product as uncharacterized. The coding region runs from base 135 to 347 and encodes 70 amino acids. The record is from RefSeq and is a predicted model, not a curated record. The transcript is spliced from 4 exons. Lineage: Eukaryota; Fungi; Ascomycota; Sordariomycetes; Sordariales; Chaetomiaceae.
AUGCAUGGGUUGUUGAUCAGAUACUGAAAAUACCAGCCAGCUUCCUCCCCGGCGUGUAAUUUGCGAGUAACGUAAGUGGUUAAGGCCUGAAUUUAGCCCGUUUCGAAAAGACCCCGACGGCCAGAUCGAACGUAAUGGGCAGCCACAACCGAUUUGGCGGGCCUGCUCUACUGCAGCGAAUCAGGGGCCGUUCCAAGCGUCCCAGAAAGCUAGCCCAUGAUCGUCUUUGCGCAGCGCUACUGUGGCCGUUGUCUUCAACAAGCCGCAGCGAGCAGACGGGAGAAGCAGAACCUCAAGCAAAGGACGUACAUGGCACAAGUGAGUUGAGGCUUGCAGUGCUCAGGUAAGACAUGCAUGUCUCAUUUGCAUGGCAUGCUAUGAUGCUAGUACUGCUCUGUAUACCUCCGUUACGGUAGGGUGUCCUACAAAUGAUGGAAUAUCGUAACAAAUCCCCGGUUCCCUAACGCACCACACGCAUUCUCACGGCACUAUUGCAGCUUUUGGGGAAGGGAGUCGUCUCCGUGGCCAAGGAGGAAAGAGCUGCAACUCAAGCCGUCUUUUUCCGUCGGUCUGACCAUGCGGUGAUGCGUGCCUCCAUCCAAUU